Molecule: messenger RNA, 4467 nt
Organism: Misgurnus anguillicaudatus (oriental weatherfish)
Lineage: Eukaryota; Metazoa; Chordata; Actinopteri; Cypriniformes; Cobitidae
Source: RefSeq, a predicted model, not a curated record
GGCCUAUUUCACAAGUCCCGUUUGAUAUUUGAUAUGGAUACGUGAUAUGUUUAUAAAUGCCUGCCCAUGUUGACAUUGAAUAUUCCGUUUAUAGAUUCCCUCUCUCUCGAGCGGAGAGGAGCUCACAGGGUUCCUCUGACUUUUCCGCCUCGGCCAGGGAGGAAACGGCUCUUUUUGUGGGAGCGACGUUGGAUCUCAGCAAAUGAUAUCCAUUGGGGGGUGUAGAGUUACAACUUAACUAAUUUUAAUCCAAACACGUGAAAUCGUAGCCGGGCCUGAUGCAAGCGGCCCGGGGCCGAAGAAGGGGUCGCGGCGGGUUUGUUGCCUUUGGCUGCCGUGCUCGCUGCGGUUUGGGACGGACCUGUCACUCUCGCUGAACAGAUGUUUGUCUGAACUGCCAAGAAGAAACAAAAACAACAUUGUUGGAUGGGAGAGAGAGGAAGCUAAACGCAGACUCUGCUGCUAAUGAGAAAACAGCGCAAUCAAUCUGAUGAUGACUGGAGUGAAAGAGAAGCUCGUGCGGUUGCUGAUGUGAUUUAGUCUUUAGGGUGAUGGUGGCAGCGUGAGAGAGAAAGAGAGAGAGAGAAAGGAGGGGAACUGAUUCUGGGAAUCUGUGACUGAGCUUCUGGUGUUGGAUGUCCUGUGAUUUCAGCUAAACGGGGAUCACAUAACGGUCCUCGUCUCGCACGAGAGACAGGCGAGAGAGCUCUUUAGCUUUUUUGCUCGAGCUGCUGGCUCACUUGAUAGUUUUUCAUAUCCGUUUACAGAAUGAUACCAAACACUCACAUUUGAAACCGAGACACAGAUUAUAACAGAUGUCAUGUUUGUACAAUGUUUCUCAACACAGUUUCAAAAUAGUUCAUCAUAAUAAUAGUGAUGAAAUAAAUUCAUCUGGCUACAUGAACUUUGCCGAGAACACCAUGAAUGAACUACUGGGCUGGUACGGGUAUGACCAUGUAGACCUACCAGACUCGAAUGCACCUGACAGCCGUCACCGAGCAAAACGCAACCAUAUAUCUGUACUUAAAGAGAAUUCAGUGCCAAAGCCGAACGCUGCAGAGAGGAACGUGCCAUCGUCUUCAUCGGAGCCCACGAAGAACGGUGAGAUGGAAUUGGCUGCCACGCCCAUCUCAUCUUCGUCAUCAUCAUCCUCUGCAUCUCCACGGACCAGAGAGCAACACAGCAUGAAUGUUGUUGUACCAUUAAUCAAACCUUCUGCUGUGGAAGAUGUGCAGAAUGUUCAGAUUGUGUGUGUAUGGUGUCAGAAGGAAGGUAUGAAGCGUUACUCUCUCCUCAUGGGUUCGGACCUCAAGAGUUUCUGCAGUGAAAAGUGUUUCGCCGCCUGUCGCCGGGCGUACUUCAAACGCAAUAAGGCUCGAGAUGAAGAUCGUCAUGGCGACCAGUCCCCGCCUCCCGGCCAAACACUGGACACGGCCUCAAGACUUCUGCUGAAGAUGAACAACAACACACGUGUCUGUGAUUGGUGUAAACACAUCCGUCACACUAAAGAGUAUCUGGACUUUGGUUCUGGUGAGGAACGACUGCAGUUCUGUAGCACCAAAUGUCUGAAUCAGUACAAGAUGGAUGUGUUUUAUAGGGAAGCGCGUGCUGCUCUCAACGGUUCUGCUUCUGCUUACAAAGAUGAGGAGAGUCAUCAGAAAGCCACUGCUGUGGAGAACCAGACACUUCUGACCCCGGAGUCAUGGGACAGCUCUUCGGCUAAAACACUGUCUCCUAAAACCCCUACGCCAACUUCGGUGUCCGUGCUUAACGCAACAUCAUCUUCUUCAUCAUCAUCUUCCUCACUGAGAACGGCCAUCACAACGUCGCGGGAGCGUUCAUGUCCUCUGCAAAUUCAGACGAGCUCAUCGCCCUCAUCUGCUGGCCCGUCUCAUGUCAUUUUGGACCAACCACGGCCACCUCAGAUCACCCUCCCUUUCGUUCGCCCACCCCAGCAUGCCCCUGGUCUGCGAAGCCCCACCCCUCACCUACCGCGUAACCCACCACACCCUGCCAGCCCCAUCCAGACCCGACCUCCACAUCCACCUUCAUUUGCCCCACUCCACCCACCUCCUCUUCUUCAUCACUACCCCCCUCCAUAUGUGCCCUUCCACCCCGCUUACCCUCCUCAACUGCCCCCACCGUGGCCACAACCCAUGAUGCUGGUGCCGUACCCCGUCAUGGUGCCCAUCCCAGUGCCGAUUCCCAUUCCCAUCCCUAUAUCUCGACUUCCGGGUCACACGGGAGUCAUACGAAGCCUCCGGGAGCAAAAAGAGAAAGACCCGGGUGAUCCCACACCCGAUUCAAGUCGCUCCAGCUCCGAAGAGAUCAGCGGAGAUCAGGAUCAACAACACAGAAUAAAAACAGAACAAACUCUUUCCCCUCUCAGUCCCUCUAAAUCUUUAGGGUCUUCAGAGCGGCAGGUGAUUCAGUGUCUUUACAGACACCCGGUGAAAGAGGAAGCUGAGGACAGGACGACCACACCUGACCCGCACGCUUCCGAAACCCAGACGCACACCACGCACAUCUCGCACGUUCUACGGAAAGCACUUAAACAUCACGCCGCCAACGCGACGUCUGUGCUCACGCCGACGCCCCCUGCGUCAUCGGACGAUAAAACCGUCACUCCGGCGUCCCUGUAUUCGUUGGCCCGUUCGACCGCCAUUCAGGUCACCUCUGUUUCAUUGGACAAUACACACAGACCUGACCCCGCCUCUGCUGUGACACCAGGCUCCGCCCACAUUCCGUCACCACUGUCCGAUGGCGAGGGUGUCAAGGAGAACAGUUUUUUGGGUGGUCGGGAAAUUGACUCGACCAAUACCUGGUCAGCAGAGCACACAGACUGCAAAAGUGACCAAUCAAAAGAAAUGAUGGUGGCCGAGGAUGAGUGUCAAGACGUUGAGCACACAUACGCUCGAUCUGUCCCUCCGAAACUACGUGAGAAGAAUGCACACACAAGCACACAAACGCACUUACACGCACAAACACACAGCUGGGAGAAGAACUCACACACAUCUCAACAAAACUCAGAGGCGAGCAUGAGGGACGACCCAGAGCCGGCGGUGAAGAGAAGAUGUUUAAGAAUCAGAGAUCAGAAUAAGUGAGCCUGAUGUGUGAGCACUGGUGAAAGCGUUUGGGUCGGAAAUCAAGUGUGUGAACGUAAAGAGGUCACAUUUAGACCUGAAACAACGCCCUGUGGUGACCCUGUACCAGCAGAUGUCCAGAAGGUCACGUCCAGCUUUCAGAGCACCAAAAGGGCUCGACUCCAGAAGAUCACGAGGACCAUCAGUAGAUACGCAGAGAUCAGACAGGAGUGAUCCAAUUACACUUUUACUGUGUGUGUAUGUUUCUGCCGAGACUCUACAAAGCCAGGCAUUGUUUAACACUGCCAACCCAUCCUCACCGCCUGUGUGUGCGUGCGUGCGUGUGUGUGUGUGUGUGUGUGUGUGUGUGUGUGUGUGUUCAGCUGUGGUGUUAGGUUACCUGACACACUGGCGCUUUGGCUACAGGGCAUUUUUAGACUUCAUCUGAAGAGUGCCAGGAUUGCACAAACACACACAGACACACACAUUAUUCAUCUAUAUCAGGACGACUGAGAGCUGAGACUCACAUGCAGAGUAAAAGUGUUUGUGUUGAAAGAUCAGAACCGGCUCAAAUUUAUUUCAGAACGUCUGAAUAUUUUUAACUGCCAUGGUUUGCCUGUUUGUUCCUUUAAGUUACUUCAAAGUGUACUAUGGUAUUGCCAUUGUGGUUGUGUCAAAAAUUCCAUUGUAUUACCAUAGUACAGUUUACACAAAAACUUAAUAUGUUUUUGCUGAAAUUUCCUAAACAUUUUUAUCCAAAACACAAUUUAAACUCAGUUUGUCUCUUGUUGCCAUGAACAACAUGAAACCCAUGAAUUAAACACACGUGUAUCAGUAUUAUAAUGACCAAAGCCAGUCAGUUUUCAGUCAACACUUUUAUGAAUGUCCAGCAGAGGACAACAUUGAUAUUAAAAAUCACCUGAGCUGUGCGUCUGUUGAUAUUCAUUGAUUUUGUCAAAAUGAGAAGUGUCUAUUUGUCAUAUCUUUUUCACAUUAGUGCCAAUCUUUACAUCUAAGCAGUGCAUUUAAAAAAAAGCCUAAACAAAACUGAAGUAAUUCAAAUGUCUUCAUAAAAUGUUUGUUGGCAUUUAUUGUAUUCAUGAUGUAAUUAAUGGCCAAUUACAAUUAAUGGUUUGUGUAUAUUUUUAUGAUGUAUAUUGUGAUUUUUACACUUUGGCACUUGGUUGAAUCUUUUCCACUCGUGUAAGUGUACACUAGAUGUACAUGCCUUGAAAUGUGUUUGCUAUAGCUUAAAAUGUGUGAUACAAGCACUCAAGAUAGCCUGUGCUGAAGCUCACAUGAUCAUUGACUGUGUAUUUCAUUUUCUAAACAGAUAGUUAUGCAAAUUAUUGAUUCUAAUGAAUAAAAAAUUCACAUGAAGAAA